Corythoichthys intestinalis (scribbled pipefish) is the source of this 4188-nucleotide messenger RNA. It is a transcript of the gene c9h6orf89, whose product is annotated as chromosome 9 C6orf89 homolog. NCBI's taxonomy places the organism in Eukaryota, Metazoa, Chordata, Actinopteri, Syngnathiformes, Syngnathidae. Gene Ontology annotation, biological process: DNA transposition; DNA integration. Gene Ontology annotation, molecular function: DNA binding. The coding region runs from base 174 to 1175 and encodes 333 amino acids. Gene Ontology annotation, cellular component: Golgi membrane; nucleolus. The transcript has 8 exons. The record is from RefSeq and is a predicted model, not a curated record.
CCGGAGAAGAAGACGCCUCCUGCAGGUGUCUGUAGGAAGUAGCCAUGCAUGGAAGAUUGCGGGAAAAACAGUGAUUUUUCCCUAAAUAACACAACACCAACAAAGACGACAGCACCUUUAAAAAGGGAAUUGUUGUUUUCCUUUAAGGUGUCCUGGGAGCCGCCCCCGUCGCCAUGGGAACGACGACGAGCGAGCCGUGCAUCUACGACAAGCUCUCAGAGAGCAUCGACAUACUUCGCCAGUCAGGCUACCGUUACGGCAUGUCCGAGCGGGAGAUUGAGCGCUUCAUCAAGCGCAUGCUUGAGACCAACGAGCCCCGACACGAGCCCCCACAGUUCCCACUCCUCAGGGCCACAGUCAAGCUGUUGCUGGCGGUGGGUUUCUUGCUGCUGGCGGCGUUGGUGUUCACAUACCCACAUGACGACCCGUAUAUGGGCACUGCCCGCCCAGGGUCUUGCAAUUGGUCGUCCCCAUUUAGCCACGUGAGACUGCUGGCGCUGCCCAUUGCCAAAAAAUACAACCUGCAAGGCUUCCACGAGUGGUGGAGUUUGGGCUCGCCCAGACAUAGCCUGGUCAACUGCUCAGGUUGCGCCGAGAUUUCUACGGUUCUGGAGGUGCCGGAGAGCCUCCGAGGUACAGUCACGCUGCGACGUGGGCCGCAACUAGUGCUAUUAAAGGGCGGCGAAACACUUUGCAUUGAGCGACGCCAGCUAGAGGAACUCUACCUGGCCCACUCUGCUUCCGUGUCCGUCCUGCUAGAAGAUGACGAGGAGGCGACACACAACCUAAACACCGGGCUUCCGCAAGGACCCGCCAACUUCACGCUGCUAUGGAAGUUCAGCUCUGCAACAAGAGAAAAAGUGUUACGGUGGCUCUUUCCAAAGGCGGAACUGUGCCCCCUGUUGGACAGCGCCGGCACUGUCCUGCAACGCUGCCUGGUCACACACAACACGGACACACAGAAGCAGGGUGUGGCAGUCCUCGGAUGGCUGGUCGUGGGGGAGGGGCUUCCCACAGUGAGAGUUCUUCCCGUUCCACGGUGCCAAAAACACUGCAGCUCCUUUAACUUGUGGCUCAACCCUGGAGAUAUGGUGUAUGCGGACCCUCGCUACUGGCAGAUGGCGCUCUUCCCCGGACCAGGACAGAACAUUGUGUGCGACGGUUCGGCGUUUUAGCUAGGUCUGCUGAAAUUAUUUUGAUAGUCGAUCAAUCACAUUGUUUUUGGGGUGGAUCAACUCAUAGCAUUUUACCUAGAAAUGUACAAGGAAUUUUUAAUUGUAUAGCACAAGUCAACACAUUAUGACAGGGGUGUCCAAACUUUUUGCAAAGGGGGCCAGAUUUGGUGUGGUAAAAAUGUGGGGGGCCGACCUUGACUGACGUCCUUUACGCAGAACAAUAUGUUUAAGCAAAUUUUAGCAAGCCAUUCUGUGUGUCACAUUUGCUUUAUUAUUAUUUUUUAAUUAAUAAUUUCAACAAUCUCGCAACUAGUGUUCUCUUUCGACUCUCGGGCUCUUGCGAAAUACUGCUGCUGUGAAAUUAAACUAGCUUCAAAAGUUGCUUCAAUUUCUCGCUGCGUAUCUUUCCCGUAAUCUUGUCGUACAUGUCAGUGUGUCUUGUUUGGUAAUAUCGCCUCACAUAGAAUUCUUUAAAAACAGCGAAUGUCUCUUUGCAAAUGAGGCAGACACAGUUGUUGCGUAUUUUAUAGAAGAAAUAGUCCAAUUUCCACCUAUCCUUGAAGCGUCAGCCGUCGCAGUCAACUUUUUUGUUGUUGUUGAUUGUCGCCAUUUUAGAAAAUUGGAAGUCAAGGAUCGCAUGACAUAAUGUUGCUUAGAGUGCUGCUGCCUUUUAUUGGGUAAAUGAGGAGCAGCAUUUAGUGUGUAAGCUACUUCAUAUGCUGGUAGCAGUACUGCUGACCAAUUUAUUCAGUCUGUGCGCGGGCCAGACGUUAUUGAUCUUAUGACAGAGGCUGGGGGCCGGAUGAAAUUUUACCACGGGCCGCAUUUGGCCCCCGGGCCGCACUUUGGACAUGUCUGCAUUAUGAUAUGCUUUACAUCAGUGUUUUUUUUAACCACAGACCGGUGUGAAGUGCCCCCCCCUCCACAAACUGGCAAUGUGUGGCAGAAAAUUACAGUAAAUAUAGAAUAACACAACAGCGCUAAAAACGAACAAUAAGUGCAGGAAAAAUUCACCAUACGCUGAAUCAACCUGUUUUAACAGCGGCCUCUCCUAAAACUUGACGGCAAAUAUCCUUGGUCGCAGGCAUAAUGAGUUCUCCAAUCGUGAGAAGUUUUCUUGCUUCAGCAUAACUGUUCUCCACGAGGUACGCUCUCAGUGCAUUCGCUUUUGUUCCCUCGUUUGCUAGCUUUUUGCCACAUAUUAUGCAGAAUGAACUUGGUUGUAGGCUCCUUCCCUUGGCUCAUCAGGUGGCCUUUUCCCCGUUAAAAAAGCUGUCGAAAGACGUCGCCCCCCCAGCACACAGCCAGAAGCAGCUAACGUUACUGUUUACAUGGACUGACUCUAGGUGUGCAAACAUCAGUAAUGGCGGUCAAGCACGAGAGGGCGAUGUACACAAAUAUACUCGGAUUAGUCAAGAGGAACAGGCCAGAAUGCGGUCGAUGAAUUAUUUCUCUGCGGCUCAGUAAGCGCCACGGACCAGUACCGGUCCCCGGCCCGGUGGUUGUGGAUCACUGCUUUACAUCAUGAGAAUAAAGACUUAAAAAACAGAAAUGGAAAUAGAAAUAAAAACACAGAUGAAUGGAUUUAAAAAAAAAAAAAAGUACUUGAACAAGUGGGGCAGUUAUGAAUACGUUGUAGUAAACAAGGAGCUAAACUGUUUGAGCUCACCUCAGAUCUUCAGGUCAUUUGCUCCAGAGGAGUGAAGGUUGGUGGGUACGGGAUUUUCAAAGGCCAAUAGAGAUUUAAAUUUUUUUUUUAAUUUAGCCCAUGUCUACAGUAGAUUUUAUAAGAUAUAAUUUUUUUUUUUUUUUUUUUAAAUCACCAUGAAAGGCCAUUGAAACACUUUUAUAAAUGUGUAUGUUAGAAAGGGUGCUAAAUCACAACAAAGAUAAUGAUCCAAAAGAGUGAACGUUAUCCUAUUACAUUGGCCGAUCUUUAAAGAUCCUCACCCAAACAGUGAAAUCAAGUUAUCUUAUUAUAUUGCCUGAUAGCCAAUCUUUAGAAAAAGCCUAUAUGUUGGCCCGACAUAUUGGUUGACAUUUAUAUAUUGAGCACUUGAUGUAGCUUUCAUAAUGGACAUGGAUUUUUUUGUAAGUAUAUGCUUACAAAAUAGGCAACUGGCAGAUAUAUAUAUAUUUUUUAAAUUAAAUCUGUAUUGGAAGCUGAAAAUUCCAUAGUUGUCAACGUCUAACUAGAAGGUUUUUUUUCUUCUCUUACUUCCUUUUGUAAUACUGUCCAUUAGGUGGUGCAAAAUCACAAUUACUAAAUACCAAACCUGAGCAUUUUAUCUUACCAGCAGAGCUUGAAAAAAGGCUUAUAUAAUCAGCCCGCCGAUAUAUCGGUUGACCAUAAGAAAGAUGGUUGAUGUGUUUUUAAAACGAAGUAAAAACUAAAAACAACUUACUAUGAAAUAACUAUAUUUUAACUUAAAAAAUAAAAAUUGCAAAAUUAAAGAAUAUAGUCUUUUUUUUUUUUUUUAAUUUGGGCUGUACAAUUUCCAGGUCAACCAUUUUUCUCAACGAUUCAUCGACUAUCAAAAUACUUGUCGAUUAAUGUUGGCAGCCCUAGUUUUAGCGCUUGGACGGCACAGUCCCUUCUGCUGAGGAUGCCUUAUAUCCCCAAGGGAACUGGAAACAUGGUGCGAAAAAGCACCACGUGCCAAAAACAGGACGCCAAGCUGUACAAUCAACAAGUGUGACCCCAACCCCCUGCCCCACCCACACAAACGGUCCUGGAAUGACACACUUUCGGUGCCACCUUCCUGGACCUGCUUACCAGUUUUUCAUUUUGCACACAAAAAACAAAAGGCUGCUUCUCUUGUUUUUUUUCUGUAUUAUUUAUUGCUGUUAUUGGAUGUAUGUGACACAAAUAUACACAGAAUUCUGUAUUAUAUGUGUUAAAAUGUUGCAAUUUUGAACUCGUGGGACCAAAAACAUGAUUGAAAGAUGAAUGAAUAAAAAAAUAUGAAUGUCUUCGAAGGAAUUUUGUUUGUGCUUUUAUUUUUCUUAGUUU